AUGCUGGAGAAUGGGUCGCUGCGGAGCUGCUGCGGGCCGGGGGGCUUCGCUGCCCCCCCGAGAGGGGAGCCCCCCGGGGCUGCGGCGGCCGGCAGCGCGGCGGGCGGUGCAAGCGACCCGCGGCCGGGCUGGGUGGUGCCGGCGCUGUCCAGCGUGCUGAUCUUCACCACCGUGGUGGACGUCUUGGGCAACCUGCUGGUGGUCGUCUCGGUGCUCAAGAACCGCAAGCUCAGGAACCCCGGCAAUGCGUUUGUGGUUAGCCUGGCGUUGGCGGAUUUAGCUGUGGCUUUGUACCCUUAUCCUCUAGUGCUGGUUGCCAUUUUCCACAAUGGCUGGUCCCUGGGGGAGACGCACUGUAAACUCAGCGGCUUUGUGACGGGACUCAGCGUCAUCGGCUCCAUCUUCAACAUCACCGCCAUCGCAAUCAACAGAUACUGCUACAUCUGCCACAGCUUUGCCUACGACAAAGUGUACAGCGGUUGGAACACCAUGCUGUACGUCUGCCUCAUCUGGGUAUUGACGGUGGUUGCGACGGUGCCGAAUUUUUUCGUUGGCUCCCUGGAGUACGAUCCCCGCAUCUACUCAUGCACGUUUACCCAGACGGCCAGCUCGUACUACACCAUCGCCGUUGUCGUCAUCCACUUCAUUGUACCCAUCACCAUCGUGAGCUUCUGCUACCUUCGGAUCUGGAUCCUUGUUCUCCAGGUGAGAAGGAGAGUCAAGACGGAAGUCCAGCCGAGGCUGAAGCCAAGCGACUUGAGGAACUUUCUCACCAUGUUUGUCGUUUUUGUGAUCUUUGCCUUCUGCUGGGCGCCGCUGAACUUCAUUGGGUUAGCUGUGGCCAGUAAUCCUUCGGAAAUAGCCCCCAGAGUUCCAGAGUGGCUGUUCGUCGUGAGCUAUUUCAUGGCCUACUUCAACAGUUGCCUUAACGCAAUAAUAUAUGGACUUCUGAACCAAAAUUUUCGAAAGGAAUACAAACGAAUCCUCAUGACGCUGUUUAUGCCGAGGCGGUUUCUCCAGGAUACAUCCAGAAGGGGAACUGAGGUCCAGAAGAGCAAACCUUCUCCCAUUUUAAAUAACAAUGACCAAAUAACAAUGACCAUGUAG
Euleptes europaea (tarantolino) is the source of this 1107-nucleotide messenger RNA. RefSeq names its product melatonin receptor 1B (gene MTNR1B). Bases 1 to 1107 code for a protein of 368 amino acids. Gene Ontology annotation, cellular component: membrane. Gene Ontology annotation, biological process: G protein-coupled receptor signaling pathway. NCBI's taxonomy places the organism in Eukaryota, Metazoa, Chordata, Lepidosauria, Squamata, Sphaerodactylidae. The record is from RefSeq and is a predicted model, not a curated record. Gene Ontology annotation, molecular function: melatonin receptor activity. The transcript has 2 exons.